Molecule: messenger RNA, 3077 nt
Organism: Biomphalaria glabrata
Lineage: Eukaryota; Metazoa; Mollusca; Gastropoda; Planorbidae
Product: flotillin-1-like
Exons: 12
Coding region: 157-1440 (427 amino acids)
Biological process (GO): regulation of receptor internalization; protein localization to plasma membrane; positive regulation of cell junction assembly
Cellular component (GO): plasma membrane
Source: RefSeq, a predicted model, not a curated record
AGCCCUUGUUGGCAAAAUAAUCAAUGUAUUCUGCUGGCAGCCAUAACUUCACUUCUGUUGUUAUUCAUUAUUGGGUUUAGAAUCCAAAGUUACCUGUUUCUGUUAGGUGCCAAAAAAUAUUAUAAUAGUUAUUUCGUUUGUAAUUUCGCUGUCAUCAUGGGAUUUGAAACUUGUGGACCUAAUGAGGUGAUGGUGGUCUCAGGAUGUUGCCACCAGCGUUCAGUAUUUAUUCCUGGUGGUCGUGUGUUUGUCUGGCCAGGAAUACAGAAGCUACAACGACUAUCACUCAAUACAAUGACGCUGACCAUAGAAAGCUGUAAUGUAUACACCCAGCUAGGAGUAGCUAUCUCUGUCACUGGCAUUGCUCAGGUCAAAGUUCAGGGCACCAAUGAUAAACUACUUCAGGCUGCCUGUGAACUUUUCCUGGGUAAGUCAGAGAAGGAUAUAAGAAAAGUAGCCCAGGAAACUCUCGAGGGCCACCAAAGAGCCAUCAUGGGCAAUAUGACAGUGGAGGAAAUCUACAAAGAUCGUAAAAAGUUUUCCAAAGCUGUUUUUGAAGUGGCCUCAUCUGACCUGGUUAACAUGGGCAUCUAUGUGGUCAGUUACACUCUCAAGGAUAUUAGAGAUGAAGAGGGCUACCUGAUGUCCUUAGGUAAAAAAAGAACAGAAGAAGUGAAGCGUGAUGCACGCAUAGGUGAAGCAGAAGCCAGGCGAGAUGCUGGUAUUAAGGAAUCCAUAGCAGAAGAAAAGCGUAUGCAGGCUAGAUAUGUCAAUGACAUUGAAAUAGCUAAAUCCAGAAGAGAUUUUGAACUGAAACAAGCUGCAUAUGACAUGGAAGUGCAGACCAAGAAAGCUCAGGCCGACUUAGCAUACCAACUGCAGGCUGCCAAAACCAAACAAAGAAUUCGAGAAGAAAACAUGCAGGUGACUGUCAUUGAGAGGGCCCAACAAAUUCAGGUCCAGGAGCAGGAGAUUACCAGAAGAGAAAGAGAGUUGGAUGCUCAAGUUAAGAAGCCAGCUGAAGCUGAAAAGUUCAGACUUGAGAAAUUGGCUGAAGCCAACAGGAUGAGAAUUGUCAUGGAAGCUGAGGCUGAAGCUGAAGCUAUCAGGAUGAAAGGUGAAGCAGAAGCCUUUGCUAUUGAAGCUCGUGCCAAAGCUGAAGCUGAGCAAAUGGCCAAGAAGGCUGAUGCUUGGAAAGAUUAUCAAGAUGCUGCCAUGAUUGACAUGGUCCUGGAGACUCUCCCCAAGAUUGCUGCUGAAGUGGCUGCACCACUGACCAAUGCCAGGAAGAUAACCAUGGUUUCGAGUGGUAAAGGUGACAUUGGUGCCUUCAAACUGACCAAUGAGGUGAUGAGCAUUAUGGAGAAACUACCUAGUGUAGUUGAGAGCCUGACCGGGAUCAACAUUGCCAAGUCAAUGAAAUCAACUUCAAGAAAAUAGACUUACUUGGAUUGGAACUUGUCUACAAACAGAACAAACAACAGUAAUCUUCUUAUGGACUACAUAGGUCCCUACCUACCUACCUAUUGAACUAUUGGUUGUAAAAAUAUAGCCUACUCAUUUAUAUAUUCUUUAUGGCUCAAUAUGUCAUCAAACAAUUUCAUAAUAUAAAACUCUAUAUUGUGUUAGCUGUUACACACCAAUAGACUUUUUUUGACAUUUCGAUUCAAUGUAAAUAUGAAAAGAAAUAUAACAAUUGUACUCAUUAAGUAACUAAACAAAACAAUAUUUAUAUUUUUUUAAGUUUGUAUUUAUUGACUUUAUUUUUUUUACACCGUUUUUUGCAAUAUUGUAUAUUUUAUUGAAUUAGUAAAGUCUGGAUAUGUUUGGUAGUGAAUGUGCUUGUUUUUCUACAGGAAGAAAUGUAUUAAUCCAAUUUUAAAGUUUGAUGAAUUGUCUUAUGUUUAAAGUGUCUGUAUGAUUUUUUUCAUUGUUUUUAAUAUUUAAUUCCACAUGGAAUUUUUUAUUUUUAUGUUUAUACUUUUGUUUCAUGCUAUGUGAUAAAGUUAAUUUGAUUUGCAAGUAUAAUGUUUCAAGCCUUAUUAUGUGACUUAAUAUAUGAUUUAAUUAAAAAAAAACAAAAAUGAGGGAAAAAAAUUAAAACUAGCACACCACUUGUAUGACACCAACAAUAUUAUUUUCUAGUAAUUUGUUUUGUGGACAAAAAAGAUCAUGUUUAUUAAGAAAAACAAAUGUUUCUAUUAAAAGAAUCUAAGGCAGCUUUGUUCAUUAAAUACAUUUUGCAUUAAUCAUUUUUUAAUAGAUUUUUUUCAUUAUGUAAGCAAGUUGACAUGUUUUAAUUCAGAUGAAAUAUUCUAGGUUUUGACUGGUAUACAUUUUGUUUUUCUGAACUAAUUAUUUAAGACAACAGUAGCUUAUUUUUUGGGGGUCUAAAGAUGUGAUGAUUUUUUUCCUUUUUUUUUAUUCUCACACUAAUCAUUGAUUUCUUUAGUUGAAACAUAAUAAUCAACUAUUAUACAUACUAUAGUCAUAUAAAUAUUUUUGUAUUUAAUCAAAGAUCCUUGUCAUACCAUUUUAGCACUAUAUUCUCACUGCAUUUACAGUACCUAGUUCUGUGUUCAACACUUAAUGUUAGAUGUUAUGUAGUGCCAUUCAUGUGUAAUGAGAUUACUUUUAUGAACUGUUGCAGCAGCAAUGUGAAUGGAAAAACUUUGGCAGUGCUUCUCAAACUGCAAACUCCUCUCCUGAUAGUGCAUCAUGGUGCAUGUGUGGCAAAAGUCGCGCUGGCAAUUUUGAGAAGUACUGCAAUGAAAGACUAAGAGUGGAGGUUGUGGUGGCUAAAAGGGGUUGAUGUGGAGGCCACAUUUGUCUUGUAUUAAGUAUUAAUUGUGGAACCAACAUUUUAAUUUUCAUUAUGAUAUUAUUGUGUGUACUGUUUUGUUGAGUCUACUUGUGUUGAAUUUUCCUUCACAUUGCUAAGUAGAUGUAGAAUCAACUUCAUUUGUACAUAGCAGCUCAUUGUUGUAACAUUUUUUUAAAAUGCAUUACCUCCCUUUGUCAUUUUAUAUUUUUAAUUCAAUGUGUUUUCCCAAAAUAAAAUUAUGUUUUUUCAUUAA